AUGUGGGUCAGGCGACUACGGCUUGCGACUCGAAGUGAUCAACCUGGCGACAUUGAGGAAUUUCCAGAGGAUGCAUUGAUGCCUCACACGACGCGUUCACAGUGGGAUCUAGCACCUCAGGUCCAAAAUUCAAAGACGUAUGUAAUCGUUCGCAUCCGUGCUGAUGGUCCUACAAAGGUGCUGGAGUUGUUCGAAGGUGGGGAGGAGGAUUUUGAUGAGAAAGAGACCAAGUACGAGUUGUCAAGUACGGCAUCGGCGUCGUCUGAUUCUCCAUUAGCUAGUGAGGCUUCUACUGGCGCUUUUGGGUCACUCACGUCUGGUGUGGCACUUCGUCUGCGUGUGGACGGAAUUGGUGUCUCGUGUGUAAACGAAUUUCCGAUGGAGCUAGUGUAUAUCUACUUGGGUGGUAUCAACCUUCAGUAUUCGCGCCUGAAUUCGAAUAUGUGUAUGAACGUCACGUUAGACGAUCUGCAGAUCGAUAAUCAGAGCGAAGAAGCGACUUUCUCGAAAUUGCUCUGCCCCCGUUUAGGAAACAACGCCGCAGCCACACCCACUCCUACUCAACGAAGAUCUGUUGGUGAUAUCAAUGCAGGAUUUGCCGAGAUGGUUAGUCGAGGGACAAAAGGAGUUGACUACGGGGAACAUGAAAACACUGGCCUGAUCUUGAGCCAGAAUAUCUUCAGUUGCGCUGACUGCAAGUACCACCAGACGAAUAUUGCUGCAAUGCAUUUCUGCUGUACGUGGUCCAACGAACAAGGCAACACCGAUUAUUUUAAGCAUUGCUCGUUCUGGUUACACCCAGUCGUCACUCAAUUGGAUGAAGACCUUUUGGUGUCAGCUCGAGCAUUUGUAGAGACGAUGUCAAGGUCGUGGGGACAGAACCGGUCACAGAACCGUAGGGGUGAGAUUCGCGCGAAGACGAUUCCCAUUGAAAUGAUGCUAGAAUCUCUGACGGAGUAUCGGGAGAAUACUCGCAGUGAUGAGCUAGAUCCAUUGAAGAGUCUGGAGUCGUACACUACGUUAUCGUCCUCGAAGACGCGAAAAGUGUACUUUGCUCUCUUGCACAUACACCCCGUGGACAUCGACAUCACGUUUCGCAGCGAUGUAUUCCAGGGAAAUGCGGCAUCUAGUUUGCAUGAAAGGGCUAGUUCGAAGAUGUCCAAGAUUGGGGGCAGUUUUGCCGACGAAAGGAAGCGCUCUAGCUCAGCGUCAUCUGCAUGUGGGGAAAGUAGCUGUGACGACUCAUCGUCAAUGACUUGGGCAUUCCCUAGCCUGACGAUGCAUGUGCCUGAUCUCGAUAACGCCCCUGUGCGCCUGAACGCAUUGAUGAUUGAACAUGCCUUUGGAACGAGUGGUGACCUUACUCGCCGGGUGUCGAAGUAUUAUACCCGCCAGUUGUGGAAACAGCUCCACAAGAUUUUGGGGUCAUUUGACUUUUUAGGAAACCCUGUCGGUUUUCUAGAUCACAUUGGUACAGGAGUGCGUGACUUUGUCUAUGAACCCCUGGAAGGGCUGAAAAUAGGUGGUAAGGGCUUCAGCAAAGGGUUGGCAAAAGGCACGGCUAGUCUGAUGUCAAACACGGUGGAUGGUACGUUCGACGCAGCAAGCAAGAUCUCGGGUACUUUUGGACAAGGAUUUGCAAACUUGAGCCUUGACGAUCGCUACCAACAGAAUCGUGCCCGCGCUCGUCGCCACCACGUUCGUGGGCUACGUGAAGGGCUGGUGCAAGGCUCACGAGAACUUAGCCUUGGUGUGUACGAGGGUGUUGCUGGCCUCAUGUUAAACCCUAUGCGAGGUGCGCAUGAGAGCGGCGCCAUAGGCUUUGUGCGUGGCACAAUUACUGGCAUCAUUGGUCUUCCCGUCAAGCCUGUGGCAGGCCUCUUUGAUUUUGCAUCGCGCACCACUCAAGGUGUGCGCAACCGCUCACUGCAGAACGGACAAAAUAUGGGACGGGUUCGGCGACCGCGUGUAUUCGGACGCUACAACGAGCUUAAAUGCUACAAGGAAGCUGAUGCAAUUGCCUAUGAACUUCUUAAGCGGGUCGGUGGUGAUCGGCUGUCCAGCGAGAAGAUUGUAUUUUACAAUGAAAUCUUGCAGUCUGUGCGUGCUGCAGAUCUCACGCGUGAAGCUCGAGAUCGACGGCAUAGUGGUGGGGCUGGAAACGGCAAGUCGAUGAGCAACAAUAAUUCAACCCGCGGACGGACGAAUUCACUACGACGAACCCUGCAAGAGAGCGCAGGAAAACGACGUGCUGCUGGUGAGCCUCCAAAUGAAAAUACAAGCGAGGUCGGCGGACGCAAACUUCGGUAUGAGGUAGUGUUUCACCAGAAAAAGCUGGGGAUGGAUCUCGAGACAGAUUUCUACGGUGAGAAUGUGACCAUCAAAGCGAUGGAUGAGGCGGCUCGGUCGAAAGUCAAGGUCUCUAGCCUAGUAGCUCCUCGACAAAAGGUGUUGCAGGAAGGAGACUGUCUUAUUGGUGUAGGCGGCGUGGACGUACGUAACAUCGGCUUUCACGAGACGCUGGCAUUACUGCGUGGCACGGCUCGACCUAUCACCGUUCAAUUUGAAAGUGCAGAAGAGCUGAUGGAGGACAUUACUUCGUUCGAGCCUGGUCACCAGGAUAGUGGAGGAGUUGAAGUUGGAGCGACAAGCAAGGCGCGGUUGCGCCGGCUAUCGUUAGCUGACUCGGAAGUAGAGAACGAAACGGACGAGUUAACUCAGAAGAUCAGGGUUCAGCUAACGCACUGGCUAAUCGUGACGGAGCAGCGCGUGCUCUACAUCAACGUGGGGUCGUACACCAAUCCUGUGGUAGAAUGGAUGACACCUUUGCGAUACAUCUGCCGUGUCGAACGGCAGAAAAGUGCAGCGCAGAUACUCCUCCAUCUGAGUGUUGGUGUGGACAGUCUACCAAUGGGUCCGCGUUUGCGGCCGUUGCUCAAGACAAUUGACAAUCACGCGCGAGACAUGAACGUGUUCUUGGAUGUCAUGUGGCACAGCUUUGGCUCAGUGACUGCUGAAGAGCAGGAACUCUGGCCUUCUGACACGAGUCUCAACGGCUACUUGCUAAAGAAGGGCGGGUUCUCCACAGUGCGUCGCUGGUUCGUCCUGAGCCGCAACUGCCUCUACUAUUUUUCCAAUCGCAAGCAGCUGCGCGGUAUCAUCCCACUUGGCGAUGUGCGGCUUGAGACGGAUGCGGGUGAUGCCCGCUGCCUGCGCAUCAAGAACGCCACUCGGUCGCAGCCACUGAUUACACUGCAGCUGGAUAGCGGUCAAGUCGUGGAGCGUGUACAGAGUGAAGUGGUGCUAGUGGCUUCUUCAACGCAGGAGCUCGAGAUGUGGCAGUCGUCAAUUGCCCAUGCAGCUGGCAAAGGCAUGCGCCAUUCGCGAGGGACGCGAUUCUUUGUGCCAACUGCUGCCUCUCGACUCGAAGUUGGCACACGCGAGACUCCCGAUUUCGUCGUCCAACCGCUUGUUGAAGCUCUCACAAAGACGGUCGAGGUGUUCAACCCACGGUCGCGCUAG
This is a messenger RNA of Peronospora matthiolae, 3522 nucleotides long. NCBI's taxonomy places the organism in Eukaryota, Oomycota, Peronosporomycetes, Peronosporales, Peronosporaceae. The record is from the annotation of a GenBank genome assembly.